AUGCGCCUCACCUUGGUGCUGAGCUUCUUCCUGGUGCUGGCUCAUGUCCAGGCGACACGUAUCCUGGAGGGUCAUGGCAGGACCCUGCAAGAAGUGGAGAUGAUCGGGGCUGCAGGCAGCUCUGUGGAGGAGCAGCACGCUAGUGACGCUCGUGUGAGAGAUGCCGUCGACGAGAUCCGCAGCAAGGCCGUGCAACUCAUGAAGGAGAUCGAUGAUGCUGCGAAGAGCGGCAGCGAGUGGGAGUUUUGCGGCUUCGGCAAAAUCUGCUCAGGCAAAACACCUAAAUGCUGCCAUGACUGGGUAGGAAUUACUCACAUUUCUCGAAUCCACGUGUGCAAACAUAGGUCGUCACCAUGUGAUGACAUACUCUGA
Symbiodinium sp. CCMP2456 is the source of this 372-nucleotide messenger RNA. Lineage: Eukaryota; Dinophyceae; Suessiales; Symbiodiniaceae. The record is from the annotation of a GenBank genome assembly.